Molecule: messenger RNA, 219 nt
Organism: Rotaria sordida
Lineage: Eukaryota; Metazoa; Rotifera; Eurotatoria; Philodinida; Philodinidae
Source: the annotation of a GenBank genome assembly
AUGAGUGCAUCAACUACAAGUAACAGUAAUACAACUGAAGCAUCAUCUAUGAUACCUGAAGAUGAAGAUCUGAAAAUGUUUCAAGCAGCAAGAAGAACUGGUCGACGAAAUGCUCUUGGUGAUCUGAGUGAACAAUUGACAAAAGUCGAUCGUGGUAUGUCAUCGUCAGAAGCUGAUAAAAUGGCACCUCAUUUCCAGUCAAUGUCAAUUAAACAUUAA